CUAACAUUAACUAUUAGCUAACUGAAAGGUUACUUAAACGGUUAAAGGCGAAUAGUUUUGGGGUGUUAAAGGACAAAGAGACGGAGUCUUGAAGAGGAGUCGAGAUUCUCAAAAUGAGCCUAUCUGAGGAGCAGCAGGAUAGCAGGAAUCCCAGCAGAGAGGAAGAAGAGAGGGCAGAACAAGAGGAAGAGAAGAGAAUGGAGAAUACCCCCCUAAUGGCCCUUGCACCUGAUGCUUCACUCCCAGAGGAGCAGCCCUCUGCUAGUACUGAUGUUACUGCUAGUCCUGCCUUCCAGUUCCUAGAUGAGUUGUUGUCGUUGGGCAAAAUCAGCCAAACCAAAGUCGCAAAACUGAAAUCCAGCUACAGGCUACUCCAUGACACUCUUAAGAGUACCCAGGACUCUGAGAUCCACCUUUUGGGAGAGGCAAAGAGGUGUCGUGCUGAGCUGGAGAGGCUGCAGGCUGAGGUGGAGAGAACAGAGGAGCAGAGCACCUCUGAGGAGCCUGAAAGUGAGGUCAAUGAACUGAGGCAACAGCUCCUCCAGGCAUACAAUGAACUGAGAGCUGCCGAGGACAGAGAGUACAAGACACAGCACCAACUGAGAUGUCUCUGGGAAGAGAAGCAGUAUCUGGAGAGAGAGAAUGAGAUUCAGUCGAAACCUGCUGAUCUGGAGAGCAGAACAAAGUCCCUGCAGGACAAAUAUGAGGAUCUGAGGAAAGAGGUUUCCCAGAGACAACUGGAAGUCAGGAGUCUGACGGAAGAUGUGGAAAUGCAUGAAGCGCAGAUAUUGAAAGAACGAAAAGAGCUAGAAGACAAGACAGAGAUCAUAGAGCUCAAAGAGGCUGAGAAAGCCCAACUCAUCAGCAUCCCUGACCAGAUUUUCAAGGAGAGUGAAAGAAAACGCUCCAAGAGGGAAACCGCAAUGAAGAAGACAGAAGCACUAAAUACAGAGAUUUCUGAAAUGGCGCAGCAAGUAAAGGAGGUGGACAAACAAAACCACUCCCUGAGGUUAAAGAAGAAGGAGUUGAAUAAAGAACUGGAGGGAGUCAGGGCCCAUGUAAAGGCCAGGCAGAGGGAGUCCACACAGCUGAUAAAAGAGCAGGAGGUGAACAGGGACGAGGAGGCUGAAAUCAUGGGGAACAGAGGUAUCCUGGAAAUCAAGUUGCAGAACAUCAUGGGUGACAGGAAGCACCUGUAUGAGAGCCAUUCUGUGCAGCUCAGGGAGAAUAAUAGGCAGAUGCAAGCCCUCAAGAGGAUGGAGCAUGCGUUGACCCUGGCCACUGAGCAGCUAGAGCACAUGCUAUCUAUCUGCAACGAGUUGCAGGCACAGUUAGAUGCUGUUCCUAAUCGAGAGGCCAGUAUUCAGCAGAGGAUGGAGCUUCAGAAAGAGGUGGAUGCUCUCAAAGUCAGCUUUGAAAUGCAGCUAUCAGUAGCUGAGGAGGAGAGCCAGAAGAUGCAGCAGUAUGGGAUGAUUCAAGAGCUGCUGGGGGAGUCUAACAGCCUCCGGGAAGAACUCCAUAACCUCAGGUGUCUGACACAGAUCAAAGUGGAGGAGAGAGGCCAAAAGCACCGUGAACUGCUUCGGGCUGAGCAGCUGAACCAGCACAUCCAGCGUGAGCUGCGAGAAAAAGACCUGAUCAUCACAGACCACAACAAGCUGAACACUACGCUGCAGCGCAGAGUUUCACAGUACUGUAAGCUGUGCAACAUGAUUACGGAAGAGAAAAACAAGUACAUCAAACUGAAGCAGAUUGCCUCACAGACAAUCACGGAGCUGACGGAGCAGCUUAAGGUGCUGGAAAAUGAGACAGAGAUCCAAAGAACCAUCGUCAUCAAUAAAGACCGAUCAGUCACAAAGGCUCGUAUAUCGAUCUCCAAUAGCAUGAAAAUGAGGGACAAACUGCGAAAUGACAUCUCUAAGGUUGCCUGGAAGCACCGUCAGAUCACUCAGGAGUAUGAGGACAACAAACUAGAGUUGAUGAAACUCUCAAAAAUGAUGAACCUCCAGGAGCAGGCCCUCCUUGAAAUAAACAAGAAUCAUGAAACCACCAUCCAGCGCCGCAAUUCUCUUGGCAUUCAGCUCCUGGAGCACGAGGAGGUGUUAUUCAACUACUAUGACAAGGUGAACAUCCAGGAGGCAGCCAUUUCUAAGGGCAACAUGACACUGGAGACCCUGGAGAAGGAGAUCAGAGAUUUACAAUUAGAUAUUAAUGAGGAGAAGAGACAAAUAGACCUUAAGAAGAAGGAGGUUCCCCUUAAGAAGAAGUUGGAGGAAGAGAUCACCAUGCUGCAGAUAGAGUUGUCAGAAGCCAGGGACAAGACAAUUCAAGGUCUGAAUCGAACAGUGGAUUACAGAGAGCUAAAAGGCAAAGACUCCACAACUGCAGAACUGGUCAAGAAGAUUGAGCAGCUCGAGGUAAAUCUCGCAGAGAGUGAGAGGCGGUCGCUGGAAAAAGAGCUCCUCGUGGACCAGGUGACCCGGCUCUCGAAGCCACUCAGCGCACAGGCUGAGAUCUGCCAACAGGACAGACUUUCACUGGCUAAGAAGUUAAACCGGCUCCGAACUCACAUAAUCGACACCAACCACCGCACGAUGGCCGUAUCAGCAGAACUUUCCAUGAAGCAAGCUGCUUCUUUGUCUCUCCAACAAGAGAUCAAAGAGAAAGAGCUCCAGAUGGACAGGUGCCAGCGGCAGCUGGAGCAGGGCCUGCCACCGUACCCCGAGAUAGAGGAGGAGUGGAGGAGGAUGCUCCGAGACAAGAGGAGGAGACAGAGGGACAAAGAGGAGAGAGAGAGGCUGGCUGAAGAAGACGAGAGGAAGCAGUUGCCUAACGGAGAGUACACCACAGCUGAAACCCGUCCCAACGCGUACAUCCCCCAGAGCGACCUGCUCCCUCUACCCAAACCCUACGGAGCCCUGGCCCCCUUCAAACCCUCCCAACCGGGAGCGAACAUGAGACACAUACGCAAACCAAUGCUCAAACCCUUAGAGAUAUAGAAAACAAUACAUGUUUUCAUCAGCGUGAGUUUCAGUUUGGUCUUAUUUCUA
This is a messenger RNA of Plectropomus leopardus (leopard coralgrouper), 3050 nucleotides long. RefSeq names its product coiled-coil domain containing 146 (gene ccdc146). Lineage: Eukaryota; Metazoa; Chordata; Actinopteri; Perciformes; Serranidae. The record is from RefSeq and is a predicted model, not a curated record. Gene Ontology annotation, cellular component: cytoskeleton.